GAGUCUGGAGUACUUGGAGGCAUUCACAGGGGACUUGUCCUCUCUGCACAUCGUUUCUCACAUGAGGAGCCUUCAACAGCUGAGACUCGCUUCACUCACCAACGCCACCGGGGAGAUACCCAGGGAGAUCCGAUACUUGACUGCCCUCACUUCACUGGACUUAUCCUUCCUUCGUGCGCUGGAGUUUCCGGAUUGGGUCACUCACCUCUCCAACCUUGAGUACCUGAAUGUGGAGACGGAUGAUCCGCGGCGGCAGGGGGUGGUGGUGGAGGACAUCUCUGAGCUCACAGCACUCACCAGCCU
Messenger RNA from Closterium sp. NIES-65, 303 nucleotides. The record is from the annotation of a GenBank genome assembly. NCBI's taxonomy places the organism in Eukaryota, Viridiplantae, Streptophyta, Zygnematophyceae, Desmidiales, Closteriaceae.